This is a messenger RNA of Penicillium taxi, 1305 nucleotides long. RefSeq names its product MCT family MFS transporter. Gene Ontology annotation, molecular function: transmembrane transporter activity. The coding region runs from base 1 to 1305 and encodes 434 amino acids. Lineage: Eukaryota; Fungi; Ascomycota; Eurotiomycetes; Eurotiales; Aspergillaceae. Gene Ontology annotation, biological process: transmembrane transport. The record is from RefSeq and is a predicted model, not a curated record. Gene Ontology annotation, cellular component: fungal-type vacuole membrane. The transcript has 2 exons.
AUGGACUCGACUAAUGAGGACACAGAGAAGAAGGUCAUCGCUGAUGAAGAAAAGGGUUAUGAGAAUGGCUCCGAUUCAGUUUCACCGAUCGAAAUGGUGGACGAGUUGACUUACGAUACAGGCUUCAUCUCAUGGCUACAGGUUUUGGGUUCGUUUUUCUUAUUUUUUAAUUCAUGGGGUAUAAUCAAUACAUGGGGAGCAUAUCAGACCUAUUAUGAGCAGACUAUUCUAGCAAACACUUCAUCCUCGACAAUUGCCUGGAUUGGAUCUUUACAGUCCUUUCUACUAAUGCUAGUUGGAGUCAUCACUGGCCCCCUCUUUGACGCAGGCUACUUCCACGCUCUUCUUGGAUUUGCCGCUUUCAUGCUACCAUUUGGUUUGAUGAUGACCAGCAUUUCGACCAAGUUCUGGCAGUUGAUCCUUGCACAAGGGAUUUGUGUUGGCCUGGCAGCUGGUUGUCUCUUCGUGCCAUCCGUGGCUCUACUGCCACAGUACUUUCGCCGCAAGAGAGGACUCGCAAAUGGCAUUGCGGCCAGCGGUAGCAGCAUCGGUGGCGUAGUCUACCCCAUCAUGUUUGAUCAGCUACAGCAAAAAGUCGGCUUUGCUUGGGCUACCCGGGCAAUAGGCUUCAUCUGUUUCGGUACUAUCUGCAUCUCGCUCGGCGUCAUGCGCAUUCGAAUCACGCCAAAGGAGAAGCGUAGCCUGUACCAGCUCUCUGCUUUCAAAGAACCGGCGUUUGUUCUGUUUUCUGUCGCCAUGUUUAUUGGUUUCCUAGGUUUCUACAACUUCCUCUUCUACGUACAAUCAUAUGCCAUAAACACUGGUAUCGUGGAUAAAAACCUCGGUUUCUACCUGCUGUCAAUGCUCAACGCUGCCUCAACGUUCGGACGUAUCGGUCCCAACUUCCUUGCUGAUCAUGUUGGACCUCUCAACGUGCUCACACCGGCCGUGUCCAUUACCACAAUUUUGGCAUUUGUAUGGAUUGGUGUCCAUACCACUGCCGGUAUGAUUGUACUGAGUAUUCUCUAUGGAUUCUUCUCGGGUGGAUUUGUUUCACUUCCUCCGGUCGUCAUGGCUUACAUGACACCUGACGUGCGGGAACUGGGCACUCGCAUGGGAAUGGUUUUUGCCGUUACCUCUAUUGGUGUGCUGAUUGGAACCCCCAUCGGUGGAGCCAUUUUGAAUAAAUCUGGAGACUACCUUGGUGUUCAGCUUUUUACUGGCUGUUGCCUCGUCGCAUCCUCUUGCCUCAUGGCUAUUCUGAGGUUUGUGGUCUCUGGACCAAAAUUGAUUUGUAAGACUUGA